This is a messenger RNA of Lepisosteus oculatus (spotted gar), 2354 nucleotides long. RefSeq names its product UDP-glucose pyrophosphorylase 2b (gene ugp2b). Lineage: Eukaryota; Metazoa; Chordata; Actinopteri; Semionotiformes; Lepisosteidae. The record is from RefSeq and is a predicted model, not a curated record. Gene Ontology annotation, molecular function: UTP:glucose-1-phosphate uridylyltransferase activity. Gene Ontology annotation, cellular component: cytoplasm. Gene Ontology annotation, biological process: UDP-alpha-D-glucose metabolic process; glycogen metabolic process.
UCGCACUGUUAAAAUAUUCAUACGAAAUAGCCCAAGAGGGAUUGGAUUGUUAACUCAAGAGAUUUAUACGAGGGCCCCGGGGUUGAGCAAAAAUUUACCUAAUUGGUUGCUAGCGAAUGAAAGUGGGAGGAGAAGAGGUGUCUGAUUUAAAAGGGUUUCUGUUUUGUGUUUUUUUUAGGAAAAUGAGAGAGACCGCGCUUUGGUCUUUAAUGAAACGGCUACAUAGUAUCUAAUUUUUCAAGAUUUCUGACACGUAAUGGCAUAUUUAAGCAUUUAGGAUUUACUAUUGGUCGGGAGUAAACAAAAGGUUGUGCUUAUCUGUGAAUUGUACUAUAUAAAUUAUUUUUGUUAAUAGACUUUUUAACUCUACUAAAAGGAAGAGCUAUACUGCUGGAUUAAACAAUCUCGAGUUUUUAUAGUUCAACUAUUAUAAAUCGUAAUAUAUUAAAGUGUAUUAUAAAACGUACGGAUCUGUGAAGAUGUCGAUUUACAUGGAAGAUUUUAGCAAGAGGAUUUCCAACGGUGGAAUGGCGCAGUUUGAAGAAGUAAUCCGGCAGGAGCUGGAAAAUUCCAUGAAGAAGGAGUUGGAGAAUCUGCUGGCAACAGCGAGUGGGGCCGAUGCAGAGAUUUCAAGGAAGGACUUUGAAGGAUUUAAGAAGCUCUUCCACAGAUUUUUGCAAGAGAAGGGGCCUUCUGUGGACUGGGGGAAGAUUCAGAGACCUCCAGAGGAUUCGAUCCAGCCCUACGACAAGAUCAAGUCCAAGGGCCUGCCAGACAACAUCGCCUCCGUGCUGAACAAACUGGUGGUGGUGAAGCUCAAUGGCGGCCUGGGAACCAGCAUGGGCUGCAAGGGGCCCAAGAGCCUCAUCAGCGUGCGGAACGAGAACACGUUCCUGGACCUCACAGUGCAGCAGAUUGAGCACUUAAAUAAAACCUACAACGCAGACGUGCCCUUGGUUUUAAUGAACUCUUUCAACACAGACGAAGACACAAAGAAGAUUUUACAGAAAUACACACACUGCCGGCUGAAAAUCCACACCUUUAACCAAAGCAGAUAUCCAAGGAUUAACAAGGAAUCUCUCCUUCCGGUAGCGAAGGAUGUGUCCAAGACUGGAGAGAAUGCCGAUGCCUGGUACCCCCCUGGGCAUGGUGACAUAUAUGCUAGCUUCUAUAACUCCGGGCUGCUGGAUCAGUUGAUAAAUGAGGGAAAGGAGUAUAUAUUUGUGUCCAAUAUUGAUAAUCUGGGAGCAACAGUUGAUCUUUAUAUUCUCAAUCACCUGAUGAGCCAACCUAAUGGAAAACGCUGCGAGUUUGUCAUGGAAGUCACUGAUAAGACAAGAGCAGAUGUGAAGGGUGGCACUCUGACACAAUACGGAGGCAAGCUGAGGCUUCUAGAGAUCGCUCAGGUGCCCAAGGCCCAUGUGGACGAGUUCAAGUCAGUCUCCAAGUUCAAGAUCUUCAAUACCAACAACCUGUGGAUCUCGCUGCCGGCCAUCAAGAGGCUGCAGGAGCAGAACGCCCUGGAUAUGGAGAUCAUUGUGAACCCAAAGACUCUGGAUGGGGGCCUGAACGUGAUCCAGCUGGAGACGGCGGUGGGCGCCGCCAUUAAAAGCUUUGACAACGCCCUCGGCAUCAACGUGCCCCGGAGCCGCUUCCUGCCCGUGAAGACCACCUCGGACCUCCUCCUGGUGAUGUCCAAUCUGUACAGCCUCAACGCCGGCUCCCUCACCAUGAGCGAGAAGAGAGAGUUCCCCACCGUGCCCCUGGUCAAGCUGGGCAGCUCCUUCACCAAGGUCCAGGAGUACUUGAUGAGGUUUGAGAGUAUCCCAGACAUGCUAGAACUGGAUCAUCUGACAGUGUCUGGAGAUGUUACCUUUGGAAAGAACGUUUGUCUUAAGGGAACAGUGAUUAUUAUUGCUAAUCAUGGAGAUAGGAUUGACAUACCUGCUGGAGCUUUACUGGAGAACAAGAUUGUGUCAGGAAACCUCCGUAUUCUUGAUCACUGAGGCCCAGUUGCUCAUCUAUAAUUUAGGUAAUGGUAAUGAAGACUGAAUGAUUAAUUCUGGACUGUUACAGAACCAGAGAGUAUGUUCUUUCUUCCCCCUUGUUACAUGUAAUGAAAUUUCACUUACUCUUCCAUUACAGUAUGUCAUUCACUGUUCUUUUUAAGAAUCUUCCCAGUGUUUUUGAGUGGUGCAUCCCUUGGAUUUUAUCAUAACUUAAAGCACAUAGUCUGUAACUAGAGGUCAGAAAGCAGUGGCUGUUCCUGAAAAGGUUCCAGCUGAAAUGCCUGAGCCUUGUCUGAAUUCUAGCUCAGUCCCAGACAGUAAUUAAAGUGCAAUAUGAAAACAAAA